AUGUCGAACAGUACUGCCCUUCCCAAUCCAAAUACUCCGCUGGCAUACCUGCCUCCUACCCUGGCCAACCAGCUUGAAGUCUCCAGGUAUAUGUAUGCGGUGACUCUCGGGGCUUAUGCCUGGGAUCUCGCCAUCAACAUAGGCAAUGACUACAAAUUACUUUUCCACUACAAAGUGAAUUUGCCAACAGCGGUUUACUUUCUGUCGAGGCUAUUCACUCUCAGUUAUAUCCUAACCAGUUUUAUCUUUCAAGUUGGCAGUGUUCCAAAUUGCCAGGCUCUUCAGAUUUCUUUGGGAGUCUGCAUGGCGAUUUCUCAGUCUACCACAGCCAUACUCUUUCUUUUGAGGGUGCUCGCCGUAUGGCAUGGGAACAAGCUCGUUUGUGGAGCGUUUAUUUUCUUGUGGGUCGCGGUCGCGGUAGCCUCUGCCACUGUCCCGUUCGGCACCAAGGGCGCUCACAUUGGACCAACUCAGCAGUGUAUCAACGUACAAGUGGCAGGCUACAUAGAGUCGACGCUGAUAAUGGGACUUGUCAACGAUAGCACUAUUCUCACGGCCAUUUCGUAUCGCAUCCUGAGGAAUUGUGUCCCCGAAGAUUCGUUCAAAGCUCGCAUGCGGACAUUCAUGGGCGGCGGCGGGUCCAUCCCACAACUUUCUAAGGCCUUGCUACGAGGUGGUCAGCAUUACUACUUGAUAGCUGUAUGUGGCAACAUUGUGAUCCUUAUCCUUUUGAAGGAUCCCGGUGUGCCAGCCGUGUACCAUGCCAUGUUAAGCGUUCCAAUCUUUGCUCUCAUCAAUGCUAUGGCGUGCAUCGUCUUCCGGAACAUCAAGUUCGGACACAUGUCUGCAGAUGGCACUGCACAUUUUCCUUCCAUAGAUCAGUCACGCUCGCACCCUAACCGACCAACUGGCAACUCUCUACCCCUUCAUUUUCGCAAUGUAUAUCAUCGGGAUGGAGACAUGUUCACCAGGAACAAUGUCACGGAGGUCAAGGUCUCACAGGCCGUAGAAUCGGAUGAUGAGCAGAAUGGUUCCUCGCUGUCGAAAGGAGUUAGAUACGACGAGAGCACGUAGGCUUGUACCCCAGAAAUCCUUGCGUUUGCGUGCAGAGUUGCUGGAGGGCUAGAUGGACGCAUUUGUGAUAUAU
Messenger RNA from Suillus clintonianus, 1147 nucleotides. RefSeq lists its product as uncharacterized. NCBI's taxonomy places the organism in Eukaryota, Fungi, Basidiomycota, Agaricomycetes, Boletales, Suillaceae. The record is from RefSeq and is a predicted model, not a curated record. Bases 1 to 1074 code for a protein of 357 amino acids. The transcript is spliced from 5 exons.